AUGGACCUAAAAAUUAUAAGAUCAUAUGUGGAAAUUCACUAUAAGAUUCUAUUUGAAACUUAUCGUGUAAGACAUAAUACAAUAUAUGAAGUAUUAUAUAAACUUCAUAAUUUUAUAAUAUACAUAAAAAAUAAAAUAAACAUCAGAGAUUACGUACCAUUGUCUGUACAAAAUAAAAUCGAUAUAAAUGACUAUGUUAUAUUAGGAAAUAUCGAAUACCUAGAACAAGAAAGUAUUGUUGCCGAUCUUAUAUACACAAUAAUAAAAAAUUAUAAGUUAAUAUAUGAACUUGUUGAUACGUACAUAUAUUAUAAAUCGAUGUCAGCAAAAAAACAAGUUAUUGUUACUUUAAAAUUUUUAAUACCUAUAUUAACAAACUAUAUUAACGAAAAGGAAAAAAAACCAACUAUAUUUAUUAUAAAUUCUACAUAUAAAAUGAUUAGAACAAUCAUUAGAUUUAUACUAUAUGGUGGAAGAUUCGGAUCAUUAAUAGGUAUAUUAUUAUGUGUCCUUCAAGUAAUAUAA
Messenger RNA from Theileria parva strain Muguga, 525 nucleotides. RefSeq lists its product as hypothetical. The transcript has a single exon. Lineage: Eukaryota; Apicomplexa; Aconoidasida; Piroplasmida; Theileriidae. Bases 1 to 525 code for a protein of 174 amino acids. The record is from RefSeq and is a predicted model, not a curated record.